UGUGGCUAGCAGUUGUAGCGCAGGCUCAGCUGUAUAUUUUCCGCUGUGUGGACGUAUCCCAACUUCCACAGUUCAAGUCAGUCGCCUCGGAUACUGUGUCCGAAAGCAGUCAAGUCCCGGUAAAGGUAUUCAAGUUGAUGAGAGAGCCCUCCUCAGUUACGUUAAAGCCCUGUACACUUCCCCAAUGGCUGCUCCAUCCGGGCUUUGAGCCGCCGCUGUAGUUCACGUCGUUCCCCGCGGGGUGGCAAAAGUUUGAAGCAUCCUUUCCAUCAGCAAAGUGCAUCUAAUGGCUGUGAUUUAGUGGUUGUAACGAAUAAAUCCAACUCAUAAAAAAAUGAUAUUCCAGUCCAACAAGUUUACUAUUCCAGGGGUAUGAGUACUAUUUUCUGCAUCCCCUGUGGGUGUAAACAGCGCCAGGAGGUGUCAGCAGACUGCUUGUGGGUUCUGCAGGCCCGCCUAGAGCUGACACUUCAGUUAGGCACAGUUCUCAUGUGAGACUGUGUGCACUUGGCGUGUUAGCUUCCCAUUCAAAUGCCUGUGGUAUAUAUCAAGCUGAAAAAAAAAAUGGAAAUGAGUUCUGUUUUCAUGAUUAUUUUAUUAUGGCUAACUCCAUAUGGACUAGAAAUUCAAUACAGUUAUUGUUACACCCUUUCACCGCUAGGGGGAAGCAACGAGACAUACACAAUCCCCAUAACUUAGCCAAAGGUCAAAUUUGUUUAUUAUAUAAACUGUAAAGAGACACUAGCAUGUUUGAUUUUCUUAUCUAUAUGACUGACAUUAUGAGAGCAGUUUUAUUUUCCCCAUCUUGUGUAGGUUAUGCUUUGACCUGGCUUUCUCUUUUCCAUUUGUGCCUUUCUGCCUUAAUCCCUCAUGGCUGGUUAUCUAGAAAUUCAACACCCCAAACUUGCUCAGCAUGAAAUUGAGCAUUACAGUCAAUAUAGAUGGGAAAUAUUUUAAUUAGAUUUAAAUGUACACAACACAUGCAGCACGCUCUUCUUUCUAUUUUUCCUUCCAAGAAAAGAGACUACAUAUCUCAUUAUUUUGUGUAUUUAACCAAUUAAUACCCUAGUUUUCACAAUUAAUUUUGAAAGCUUCCACUUUUUACAAAGCUUUCUUUUCUGUAUGAGAUGUAUACGCAUGACCUUUAUAUUAAAUGGUUUUCUGUUAUUUAGUUUAAAGCAUUAGUUAUUAGUUGUUAGGGGAAGAGGAGGAGCAAUGUGGCAUGUUCAGGCUGUCAUUCAUUCAAGGGUGAAAGGGCAAACAUUCUGGCAUUUGGGAGAUUUUCUGGAAAGCAGUCUCCUGUAGGCCACUGUGCAGGCCCCCUGCAGCUGAUCACAUUAUUUUCAGCUGGAUGUGCUGCGCUCACCUUCAGUGUGCGCUCCACUAUGGACCGCAAAAGGGAUGACUGGCACAGAACAAAAAGGGAAAGGAAAACCUAUAUGCUGCAGAAUGAUGGAUGACAGGCGAACUAUGCUUCACAUCCUUGAGGAGCCUCGGAUGCGAAGAGAAGGCAUGAGACUUCAAACUUUUCACAACUGGCCAGCAGAUGCACCUGUCACAUCUGGAGACCUGGCAAGGGCAGGGUUUUUCUUUCUAGGCCCUGGGGAUAAAGUUCAGUGUUUCUGCUGUGGAGGGAUUUUAAGAUGUUGGGUACAAGGGGAUAGCCCAGCCACUGAGCACAAGAGACAUUUCCCUACUUGUAGUUUCAUUCUGGGUCAAGCUGUAGGAAAUAUUCCUCUUCAAGCUGGCUCCUCAGAUUCUGUGGAUGGACAGCUGUUGAGUCAGCUCCAGAGGAUGACUAUGGAUGACCAGGGAACAGCUGGACAAGCAGUCUACCCAGAGAUGGAAACAGAGGAUUCCCGGCUUACAACUUUCCACAACUGGCCCACCGAGGCCUCAAUCCAGCCAGAUGUUCUCGCCAGAGCAGGCUUUUUCUACACAGGUCACGGUGACAAUGUUAAAUGCUUCUACUGCGAUGGAGGGCUGAGGAACUGGGAGCCAGGCGACGACCCCUGGCAGGAACAUGCCAAAUGGUUUCCACGAUGUGAGUUCUUGAUACAGUCGAGGGGGCAGGAGUAUGUCAGCAACAUACAGGACACUCAUUUCCACCUGGGUGACACUGUGGGAGGAUCACAGACUUCUGCAGGUAGAGAUAUCAGCUCCAGAAGCGAUCUGGUCGGAGGUCUGGGAGCUUCAUCGGCCAUGCUUUCUCCUGUGGUGCAGACUGUGCUCCAGAUGGGCUUUGAAGCCAGCCUAGUGGAGAGUCUGGUCCAAACCAAGUACCUUCUGACAGGCCAGCACUACACAUCAGUAUCAGAGUUGGUUACUGAUGUACUGCAGGCAGAGGAGGAAGACAGACAGAGGGGACCUCAAAGCAGAGAGCCAGAGAUGAGGCAAGGCUCCAGUGCUGGAAAUGUAAGAACACAGACACCUGUCAGACAGAAAGCAGUUAAGGACCCCAGUCCAGAGGAGCUGCUAAGGCAGCUGCAGGAGGAGAGGACCUGUAAAGUGUGCAUGGACAAGCUUGUGUCCAUUGUCUUCAUCCCCUGUGGUCAUCUGGUGGUUUGUGGUGAUUGUGCUGCCAGCCUACGUCAUUGCCCCAUCUGCAGAGCUGUCAUCAGAGGCAGUGUUCGUGCUUUUAUGUCCUAAAGCUGUAGUGAAGAGCCACCUAUACAGGUGUUGCAUGAGUGGCCUUGAGAUUUCCACUGGCCUCAAUUUCUA
Molecule: messenger RNA, 2721 nt
Organism: Archocentrus centrarchus (flier cichlid)
Lineage: Eukaryota; Metazoa; Chordata; Actinopteri; Cichliformes; Cichlidae
Gene: birc7
Product: baculoviral IAP repeat containing 7
Exons: 8
Coding region: 1402-2649 (415 amino acids)
Biological process (GO): regulation of cell cycle; negative regulation of apoptotic process; positive regulation of protein ubiquitination
Cellular component (GO): cytoplasm; nucleus
Molecular function (GO): ubiquitin protein ligase activity; cysteine-type endopeptidase inhibitor activity involved in apoptotic process
Source: RefSeq, a predicted model, not a curated record